Xiphophorus maculatus (southern platyfish) is the source of this 9652-nucleotide messenger RNA. RefSeq names its product RING finger protein 224-like. NCBI's taxonomy places the organism in Eukaryota, Metazoa, Chordata, Actinopteri, Cyprinodontiformes, Poeciliidae. Gene Ontology annotation, biological process: protein ubiquitination. The record is from RefSeq and is a predicted model, not a curated record. Bases 6434 to 7066 code for a protein of 210 amino acids. The transcript has a single exon. Gene Ontology annotation, molecular function: ubiquitin protein ligase activity.
GAUAGAUAGAUAGAUAUCGUCUCUCUCUUUCAUUUAAAUCAACUUGUGUAUACAUUUUCAACUAAAUAACUAUUUAAUUGCAGUGGAGUUAAUUCACCUGUUAUGAAUUAACCCUCUGCAAAAUGAGAUUCAUCGGUUGAGGGUUUUGCGCAGGAAAACCACUGAUCGCAGUGACCUUUUCUCAAAUACCUACAAUAUGAGCAUGUUCAUAACAACACUGAAAAGCAACAUUGAGCUCCGAAAACAACGAUAAUCAUCUGUAUUCGUUGUCCAAAGGAAACCACCUGAUGAGCGCAAACUAAAGCUUCCACAAUGGAGGCGAUUGCAGAACGACAAGGUGCGGACACCGCUGAGUUUAAGCGUGGAAAAGAGGAUCCGCUCUCCUCCACGAGUUCCACCUCAGUCCACGUCAGAAAAGCACCGCGUGGUCUCUCGCAGCGGUCGCGCUGAUUUAACAAAGGGCGCUGCAGCAAAGCCGCGGUUGGCCCACACGGCCGUGGAACACAUCCGUGUAAAAUGUCGCACUGCUGACACACUGGACCACAUGAGGGAUCACUUGACUUUUCUGAAGCUCGUAGAGAUGUGAUAAUUGCAAUAAUUAGGCGUGUUUUAUAGACCGACGCAUUUAGUUUUUUCGUCCUUUUGUCCCUCAAGGGAAAGCUUUGUCCCAUUUUUGCAUUUCCUUACUCCGCAUCCCAUGAAUGGUUUGAUCAUCACAUGUCCAGAAUAAACAAGCAAAACUUAUAUACCUCACAAUAUUCAACAGGACACGUUUGUUACAAUCAGAAUUUCUCCUUCAAACAGGCCAUGACAAACACGUCAAGGGAGUGAUUUUAUGAAGAUGUAAAUUAAAAUAAGUAAACAUCACGCUCUUUUUGUGGCAGAGAGGUUUUAAAUUGGUAUUUUAAUCCAUAUUCUCUCUCAUUGCACUUUUAACUCUCAAGACACUGGGCAGUAAAAAAAAUAAUGGCGUGGACACAAAAAAAGACGUGGAAACAUUAUACCUCUAUAAAAGCAAGAAUGGGGGCCAUAGAGAGUUAUCAUAGUAAAGUUUGACUAUCAUGAAAAGGAUAUCGGAUCUACCAUGCAAAAUCAAUUAGAGGGGGGAGCUGGGUCAGAAAUGUGCAGGGCCGGUGGACAAGCUAUGUCAGAAAAAAGCCACAAAAAAAAUGCUUCUGAAGAGAAAUAGCAUGUUGCAGUGUGUACAAGUAACAACUCAAGGAUCCAGAGGCUAUGUAUUUGUAUUAUGUAUUUCUAAAUGAGUCAAAUCAAUAACGCACAGUAUUUCUCCAUGUCUCCAUUAAAUGAAAUGUUAGCCUAUUUUCUCUCACUCAUUGGAAAAGUUUGUAUCUGUUGACUAUACUCCUAACUUUUUCUCAUCAGAUUUACAAGACGGGAUAACAUCAGAAACUAAAAAAAACAAAGCAUUUUUGAAAAAGCCAACUUUUAUUUGAAUGUAUUUAUUUCAUACAGACUUCGAGAGAAAUCCUUUAUUAACAUCAGUGACACAAAGUGUCACUGGCUGUUAUUAGUUUUACAUUACCACAUUUUGGCAGAAGGAUAGCUGGUCUUCUCCUGCUCUGUAUGUUUCAGCAGACAGAGCGAUUUGAUCUUUCCUCUUUGCAUUGUGCAAAGACAAUGUUCUGGGUUGCAUCUUAUGAUCUGUUAUCUUAGGUCAUCCCAAAGGUUUGGGAUCUGGGAACUGAGAUGGUCAUGGAAACAUUGAUUUUGUGUCAUUUGAACCAUUACCAUGUUGAUUUGGCCAUAUGUUUUGGAUCCUGCAGAACCAAAUUGCAAGCACUCUAACAAGGUCCUGUUUUAUGCUCUCUUCUCUUCAGCUCACCAUACAGAUUUUAUUUUUUAAAUUGAUCGUUGAUUUAUUGGGUUGAUAUUGUGUCUGGUGAACAGUUUCUUUGUUGUUAUGGCCAUGUGUUUCUGAUCAUUAAUGCAUCGAAUCACUGGAUUAAGACCACUUAAAAUUUUUUAGGGGAGUACACCAACAUUUUAUGAAGAAGUUGCCUGAUAUUUCAUGAUGCUAUGAAAUAAGAAAUGUCUUCCCAAGAGCUCUGUAAAGAGAUCCAGCUCACAACAUUAUCCUCAUCUGGUCAAAGCAAAAACAUUAUAGUUAAGGUCUGAAAAUAGUUUAACCAACUCCACAUGUUUACAUUUGUGAUAGUAGGAUAGACAAAGCUUAUAUCGGGUAUUUCUCAAAUAACCAUUUGGUAUGUAUAGGUAGUAUCUCAUGGCUAAUGUGGAGAGCUGAUGACGCCAAGUUGUCACUAUUUGUUGAUGUCCCCUUACAUUAAGCUUUAGAGUUGUUUUUACCUCGCUAUCAUUCUGCUGACUGGUUGCGAGACAAGUGUGGGUCCUGAUCUAGCUGGUGCUAAAAUACAUUUACCUCUGAAAGCAGUAACUUUCAUUUGUAUUAUACAUUUGUUUCAUUUAGAGAUAGCUCUCAGUUUGUGAAAAUGGCAGCUGGUUGUAAAACAUCAUGCGCUUAACCUUUAUUGGCCACUGCUGUGUAAGGAGGCUCUUAAUAGUGCAUCAUUACUGAAGUUUCUAUUCUGAAAUAAUGAAUAUCAGUUCAGGAUUUGGAUAAUGGAAAUUACUGCAAGCUUUUGUAUUUCUUGUCUUUUUUUUCUUUGCUUAGAUUAUUUUUCUUUAUAUGUCUGAUAUGUCAAAGCUCAUGUGUCAUUAAAACUAAAGCAUAAAAAUUGGAAAAAAUAUCAGAUUGGGAAGAGUUCAAGGAAUCCAGUUACUGCAAUACCUAUAUUCUUUUCUUGAAUAGGACAGAACUGAUAAUUUUUUGUAAGAUUUAAAUAUUUGUCAAUCAAGGAACAAAUUGUAGUAUGAUAUGCUAGAAUUAGGAACCACACAUUUUAAAUUUAAAGGUUAUGCUAAUUUAGCCUAAGAUUUUACAGCUUGCAAAAUAAAAGGUUUGUGAUACAUUUCUAUUUCCAAAAAUAAAUAAAUUUUGCUGAAGAUCGUAUUUACAUGACUAAGUAAUGAUGAUCAAAAUGGAGUUCAGGAAUGACAUAAAUUAAAGAAAGACAGCUAAUUUAAUUUUAUCCACAUACAUGUUUUAAAAUAUAGCUGCUCAGAAGCAGCCUAAUUGUACUCCACUUUGUAAGAGAGUGUAAUGGCAGAAAAAUAUAAAUUAGCUGAAGGAUCAAGUCAUCAGUGAAGAUAAACAUCUCAGGUAGGUCACAGGUUUAAAAUAGGGAAAUCCAUUCUCAUACUAACGUUCCACUUACAAGGCACUAUCAAAAGAAUUGCUGUUUUCUUUUUCUUUUUCAUGUGUUUGAUCUUAUCAAAUAUAACUGGCCCAAAACCUAUCAGUGGGAGUUCAGACUGAGUGGAGUUAUCAUGACAAAGGCUUGAGAAGGCGAACCCAGGUGAGGCAGAAGAACCAAAAGAAGAUAAUCAGAGCAUUUGUUAAAGCAACAGCCAAAGGGCAUGCAGGCAUAAAUUAGCAAUCCAGCAAAUGCCGACUGAAAACCGUCGAGCUAAUAGUUCAUGGUCUCAUGACGAACAUGCAGUCACACCUCCUGUGAGAUUCUUAUCUAACUGGAAUUACUCCAUGCCUUUUUCUUCUGGAUAUUUCAGUCACAUUACUGGAUGCUGUGAUGACAGAGAAGUGGGUUUUCUGCCUCUUCACACAAAUAAGCAAACUUGGUGCAUUUGUAUUUGUUGAGCCAAGACAAAUUUAGUGUCUUGUGAGGAUUAUUGUUUGCCUUUUAUAAAGUGUAAGGCAACGGCACACCGUUCUUUUCAGAUACAAGCAGAACUAUCAGAAAGAUCUACAGAAAACUGGAGAAUGCUGUAUCAAUUUGGACUUAAAAGAGAAAUGACAAAAUUCGCAGAAAAUAAUGUAGCAUGUGUAAAAUAAAAAGUUACAUUAACUGCUGCAUAUCUAUGUCGCAGAGCUCAAAAGAAACUUAUAUUGUCACCUGUUUCUGUAAAGCUGCUCUCAUGAGGUUAGCAUUAAGGGCAACAGAUUUGACAAUAGAGAGCUGACUAUGUCAGGUCAUGCAAAACCUAUUAAUGUUUUAAUAGAGAUUAAAAUAUUUAAACUAAGUACACAAUUGACAUUAAACAUGUCCUUAUGACCGCCAUAUCUUGUGUCUUACCAAUUUUGUUCGAACAUCAUUAAUUCCUUUUCCCUGAAAAAAUCAACAGCUCCUAAUUUCUGGUCAGUUUUAGAUAAAGCAUAAAAUCCCCCAACCCCCUCACACUGGAAACACAGAAUUAAUUACUUUACAUGCACGUAUAAAUUCGGCCACAAGAGGGCACUUUUCUUUCUAUCAGUGUUUUUAUUGUUUUAUUGCAGCUUUUAUCAUCUUAUUUUUUAUUUAUUUCAAAUGUUGUACUAAUAACUUUUUUAUUCUAUCAAUCUGAAUUUGUAAAGUUGAAAAGUGUAACAAAUACUCAGAGCAUGCAUCCACUAAUUCAACAUAACAUUAUUAAAAUGUAAUCUAAUCUAAACCUAGAAACAAAAAAAAAUCUAACCUGGAAGUAAUUCAGUAAAUUACUUGCAUGUACGCAGUGUAAUUUGGUUAAAAUGGAAUCUGGUCUGUGCUGGGAAUUAAUUUCUAGAAUUAUAUUUCAAACUCUCUGCAUUGCAAGAUGCUCUUUCUCAUGGUUGUCAAAAAAUUUUUUGUUUUUAAAGCUUAUGGAAAUGGAACACACCAUUUUUUCCAUUACAUACUCUGUGUAUUUAGGAAGGAGGGGGCUUUUGCAAUGCUAUGCAGAAGAAUGCACUCCUGAACUUUAUCUCCAUUUUGUUGGCAUAAAUGCCAACACAAACCCAUUAAGUUUUAAAUAAUGUUCUUAAUUAUCAUGUGUAUGUAUGGUGUGCAUAUAAAGUCUGCCUCAUAAUCUCAAACAUCUAAAGAAACUUCAUUCCAACCAGUUGCCUUGAGAAAUCCCCUAAUUAGUAAAUCAAGUCCACUUGUGCAUAAUUUAAAUUUGGUAUAAACACAGUUGUUCUGUGAAGGUCUCAAAGGUUUGUUAGAGAACAUCAACAAAUAAAGGACAUAAUGAAGACUAAGGAAAACACCAGUAAGGUCAGGGAAAAAGUUGAGACCAUAAUAGCUUAGUUAACAGCUUUGACAAACAUUACACAGGCGGUUUGUUUCAAGCGGGAUUUUAAAGGAUUAUAAUGUUCUGACAUGACUUGCACAAGUAUUCAUAUACUUCUGACAUCUGAACAGUCUUUGCUGUGAGCUAUCCAUUAUAGCUCUGGAUGUAUGCUUAAGGGUUGAGUCCUACUUUAAGGUGAACCUCUGUUCCUGUCUUAAUAGGUUUUCUUACAGGACUGCCCUGUAUUUAGCAACGACACUGACACACUAUAAUAAUCUCCACCUCAUGAUGCUGUCAUCAAUGUGGUUCUCUUUCAACUUCAGGUUUUAGUCUCACAUGACCAGCAUCUUGAAUGAUUUUUUUUUACUGUACACGACAUGCCAUUAUAUAGGUAGAUUGUAAAGUGGAGUCUAUCAAUACUCUCCUUGUCUGUCCUGUCAGUUUAGGUGGACGGGCAUGUCUUGGUUUGCAUUUACACCAUACUCCUUACGUUUCCAUUCAAUUUAAUGAUGUAAUUUGUUCAUUUAUGCUUUCUAAGAGGGGCUUCACAAAACAGCUAUUUAUGUAGACGUGGAAUUAUACACAAGUGAAUUGUAUUUGCUAUAGCUCUUCAGGCAGUUGGUUUUGCUGGAUUUUACUUGGGGUUAUCAGGAUAAUGUAAUAAGAAAUGGAUGUGUUGGCAUAAAAUGCCAACAAAAUGGAAAUAAAGUUCAGGAGUGUCACGUAUAUCAUUGUACUUUCUCUUCACAAUAAUGUGCUACUGUGAUUUGGAACAUUACAUUCUUUCAAGUUUGUUGUUGCAACAUGAGAAGCGUGGAUGCUUUUGAAAGACAUUGCAGUUGCUGUUGAAGGUGUCACCGCCGUUGCCCUGCUAGGCGCUGUCCGAUGACUGUGGUGCUGAAACUCAAAGCGACACAUCUGACAGCGCUUCUUACUGUUAGAGCAGGUGCCCAAUUUUAAUUACACGGUUUAAUGGGGCGCAUCGGUCACAUGAUGCUCGUUGUGACACCAACCAGAUGACAACGGAUCAGAAAAUCAAUCUGAACAUCUCUUUAUUCUCUCUCUUUUUUCUUUUUCUUUUUGUCUAUUCCGGUAGUUGUUUCACGGUUAGUUUUAGCAUCCCUGUUCUCUGGUUUUGCUCCAGCGGGACCGUUACACAGGUCUGUGAACCGGAUGGAGCUGGACUGAAACCAGGUCAAACUCACACUUAGAGAAAAACAAGAAAAAGAAGGGGAAAAAAACGCACAUGGGAGGAAAAAAAACGUUUUUAACUGAUUUGAUGCGGAGUACAUGUUAAUUAUUAACACAAAUAACCUGUGUGGUCAAAUGAAGCCGUGCAAUAUGGGAGAACAUGGCGGACAAUGUCCACGGACAAAGCGGCUCUGCUUUUGCUCAGUCUAACGAAGAAGAAUACGAGUGCAAAAUCUGCUACAACCACUACGACUUGGACCGCCGCAUGCCCAAAGAGUUGAGCUGCUCCCACACCUUCUGUCAGCAGUGCCUGGAAACUCUGCACUCACGAGAGGGUCGAGGAUGGAGGAUCGGCUGUCCCGUGUGUCGCCAUCGGACUCCGGUUCGGGAAUAUCAGGUUCAAAAUCUCCCGAACAACAGGGCGCUGUUCGAGGCUCUUCCGCUUAGAGUCCAUCAACGUCAGAGCUUAUCAAACACGGAAGAACAACAGACCGGUCCGUCCGGAUCUUUUGCCACCGAGGAACGCUGCGACACCUGCAAGAACGUAGCCUUUACCACGGGCUGUGUCUGCGCCAUCUUCUCCUUCCUCUCCAUGGUGGUGCUUUUAUUUCUGGGCCUCAUUUUCGUGCACAACUUCAGCCAUAUAGCGUCGCCUGUCGGCCCAGUUUGUCUGUUCGUCGCCAGCGUCCUGGCUCUGCUCUCCAUAAUAUUCACUUGGUUGAUGUGCAUGCUGAAGUAUGGAGCAGAAACAGAAGCGAGCACGCUUAGUUCCCUCACCUCUAAUGUAAUGUGAUCCUCAGAGUUUGAACUGGACUUUUGAAAUGGGAUAUUUAGAGGUGUGAAGUUCAAGGCCUUGACGCGCCUCAAUAGUGAAUUUUGAGAACAAUUCGGAUUGUCAAUAAAUGACUGUGUGCUUUAUGAAAAUGGACUAAUUGUGUCGGGAAUUGUUGUUGCUCAUUUGUUUGAUUUUCAUUUAUUGUGGUGAGGAGCGAAUCAUAGCCAACUCAUACCUUAUUUUCAAACCUCCUGUUGCCCUUUAAGUCCUUCUUAUUUUCAGUAUCUUCAAACAGUCCAUUUCAUGCCAGCACAGCUUUUUUUGUCAGGGUUUCACUGUCUCAGAGGCCAAAAUAGUGCUAAAAAAAAUAAAAUAAAAUCACUGCAUGGAAAAAACAAUACAUAUGUAGGCUACUUCAUAGAAAGGCCAAAUCUAGACUGAAAUAACCAAUAGUGAUCACAGAUUCCUUUGAGUCUACUGAGACACGUUUUCUAAGAAAAGUUAAAAACUUCAAUCUCUUGUUGCGUUCCCAAGUGCAGACGGCAGUUCCUGCCCAAGGCGACGAUUAUGUCAGAAGAACUGAUACUGUCAAUGGCAAACGGUAUCAUUUGGCUCUGGAUCAGUUUGCUCUUUAUCUAUCUUUACAUACCUAUUGCAGUGCAGUUUCAUUCUACUUAUAUUGUAGAGUAUUGUAUCCACUUACUUUUUUAUUGUAGUUAUGUACGUAUUUCAUGAACUUUAGAGAUAAAAAAAAAACUCUUCAAAGUUCCAACACUGGUCAAAGUAUUUUAUUUGAUCGAGUUCUUACUGUACUCUCUUGCUGAAAACUGUGACAUUUUGUUCCAGCCAUUUAACAUAGUUUGUAUAAAACGUCAUUGUCAAGGUAGCCCAAAACGUUGCACUGUUGGGUGUAAUGUCAGGAACUAAACAUUCCUCAAAAGAGCGCUCCAUUUUGUACCUAAAAAAAGUUGUGUAAUGAGUCAUCAAAGCUGCCAAACAGUGAAAGAUCAACAGAGCACUUGAAAUAAGAAAAAAUAGUCAAACUAAAAAGGUAAAAAGCAAAGAGGUGAAAUGACUGGAACCGUCUUUAUUUAUUUAGAUAAGAUUUAUAUAAAAGCACAUCUUAUUAAAAAAAAAAAAUGUUUUGCAAAAACGACAAUCCACGCUUCUAAUAGCUUAAAAGACUGAUUAAUUAGAAAAGUUUAGAUUGAGCUGAAAUCUGCAAAAUAAAAAACUUACAUUAAAGCAUAACCUCAAAUGAUUUCAAAAAUCAACAUUGAGAUCUUAUGUGAGAAUAUCCAUAAGUUGCAUAACAACCUGUUUGUGUUUUAUUAAUCAAAUUGAUGUAUUAUUUGCUAAGGCACAGUUAUUUCAAUCACCUCAAACCUAUUUAUCUCAUAACUACCUCUGUGUGAUCACAGUGACUCCCUAUGGUGGAGCAGGUCAGCAGGGGAUCCCAGAUCAAUAAACCUGAGGGGACAUGAAUCAUUCAAAGAAAAAGAAAUAACUAUGAGGUCGGGGGCCUAAAUACAUAGUUUUGUAAUGUGACAAAACAUUAGAAGUGCAGAUGCCCUCCUGGAGGGUUCUAAAUCAUCUCAUAACUUUUUUAAGGUUAUUCAUUGGCAGUUAAUUAUUAAUUUAGUGUUUUUUUACAUAAUUUUACAUCUUCUAAAAAUGUGGGCAAAAAUAACAAUGCGAACUGACUGGGCUCAAAGACUUAUGAUAAAGCUGAUGUCUCCAUUGUGCUGAUUCCGAGUCACACAGUAGGCAUUUAUAUCCACCCAGUGUUGUUCUAAGUGGAGACAGUGGUCUCCGUAGUUAAAAUCCAUCCCUUUUAGGUCCCUCAAAAGAAUUCCUUCUUUUGGUCAGUGAGUAAUGCCGCUUAAAUGCCACCAUGACAAAAGGUUGAGAGAGGAAAGGAAAUAAAAGAAAGAAAGGAGGGGUGGCAAACUUCUACUUGGAGCAAUAUAGGCAACACUGUGUCUGGGGCAAAGGGGCUCAUGUCAUGGGGACUGUAGGGCUUAAAGUUAAAGAUUACUUUGAAAUCUGCAUCCCCUACCAUCAAACUCUCCUGGUAUCUCCCCACCCUUCCUCCUCCCUGCAGCCAUCACUUCAGCUCCCAAAAAUAAAAAGCUGUCUCCACAGAAAAGGGGAUGAGUGGAGAGUAGAUCCUCUUUGAUGACAGAGAAGGAUCCUUUUGUUCCCUAAUCCCCACAGAACACCCCUGGCACCCCUUUUUCCCUCUCUCUGUAAGUCCAAUUGGACAUUAAGUGGCUUCAGUCAGGGGUUCAAAACAUAUUUGUUUACCUUUUCUACAAUACACGACAAGAAGGGGCGGAAUGAAUCACAAACUUUAUACUUUCAAUGGUUUAAAUCAUUUAUUAAGCAGAACAAUUAAAAAAAUAAACGUGUGAAAUAGCUCAGGGUGAGUCCCAGGGUACCAACCAUUCUUUUCUGUGCACAAAUGUCAAGAAUCGAACAGAGACAGUUGUGGGAUACACAUCUUCCUGCAACUUGCCUUAAGUGUGUGCAAAGUGUGUCGAUGUGUCAUUAUCAGAUUGGACACACAUAUUUCACAGGGGAGAUGAAAGUCUUCCAUAUACU